Molecule: messenger RNA, 480 nt
Organism: Harmonia axyridis
Lineage: Eukaryota; Metazoa; Arthropoda; Insecta; Coleoptera; Coccinellidae
Product: protein ZBED8-like
Exons: 1
Coding region: 1-480 (159 amino acids)
Molecular function (GO): protein dimerization activity
Source: RefSeq, a predicted model, not a curated record
AUGUUCGAGUCUUUUCCAUGUGUUCAGAAGAUAAUUGAAGAUAAUGCAACAGACCAAAGUUUUGCAUUAUCGACUCAUAUUCCUUGCAUGAUACUGAGCUUGCAUGGUUUACAAGAAAAACUUUUGACAUACUUUCCAGACUUGCACUCUGAAGCUGACAAUGGGCGUAGACGGAUUUUAAACCCUUUUUUGGACAAAUCAAUAGAUCUGGCUGAUGUCACCACAAAAAUGAAAGAAUGUCUUCUAGAUUUAGUUGCUGAUGGUAUGCUUAAAAUAGAAUUUUAUUCUCAAAGUGUCGGCGUAUUUUGGAUAAAAAGAAAACACGAAUAUCCAGAGCUGGCAAAAGAAGCUCUUAAAUUAUUAGUGCCAUUCGCCACUUCAUACUUGUGUGAAUUGACAUUUUCUUCAAUGGUAGACAUUAAAACUAAAAAGAGAAAUAGACUGCAAUUAGAAAAUGAUUUGAAUAUUAACGUUUCAUAA